UCAACUCCUCCAGCAGCCUUCCUCAUACCUAUUGAAGUCAACUCUCUAACCCAAACACCAACUGUUGCAUCAGGUCCUACAGUUUCUCCUGAUGCACCAAACAGCAUGCUCCCCAGUGGGAAUGCAGACAGCAAAAACCUGGCGGUGAUGGUGGCUGCGAUUGUGACAGUCAUUCUAUUGCUGGGUCUAGCUACAGUGGUCACUGCUGGACUCAUACUCUGCCUGUGGAGAAAGAGACGUCGCAUCAACCAGAGAUCGAGACCAUCUUCCCUGCCUCGACGCAAAUCAAAGUCGGGUUUCUUUGACAAUCCAGUCUACGACCAUCUCCAGAGGAAGCUAUCUAAGGAUUCUCAAGGGUAUGCCUCAAUCUACGACCACGUCUAUCUGGAGGUCCCAGAGGAAAAAGAUCUGGAGAGGGCACGAUACACAAAGCACGGAGAUGGCGACAGUGGUUAUGCCGAACCAGAAGUGAAAAUCACAGCUCCAUCUCUUAAACCCGGAGAAUACUCCGAACUCACAGCAUCCCCGUCUCCCUGCAGUUCCCCUUACCCCAGACGAUCUCCCUCCCCUUGUCCUUCCCAUGCUUCAGCCACCACGCCCAUCAAGUUCAACAACCACCACACCCUGGAUUCCUGUCCAGUGGCCGAGGAGUAUCUUCAGCCUUGUCCCAACAGCCUAGUCAGUGGUACCAGCGACGAUUUCCUUCGCAAAGCCACCUGCUCGCAAGACGACAAUAAGACAUCCAGUUGCGAAAAGAUUGCCCACGAGUACCAUGAACUGGAGCCUACCACAGGGGGCUACCAUCGACUGGAGCACAACCUUACAGGGAUCUAUGUGCCAACACAGGCACAGAGAAGAGAGUCAGUAGACAAGGAAGACAUUUACACCACAAUUGAAGAGAGAAUGUAUGCAAACGUACCUGAUUCUAGCACACUGGAUUUCUUUGAAGAGAGACCAUCAUAUUGGAGACCAGCAUGUACCUCUGAUGAACUAUACUCUCAGCUAGCCCAGAACAAGUACCGAGAGAUCCUGCAAACCAAUAUAAGGAUGCAACAUGUUCUUGGGUCUGGUAAUUUUGGGAAGGUGAGUAAGGGGGAGUGGGAGUGUGGGGAGGGGCCAGUCGAGGUGGCAGUCAAGACUCUGAAGAGUGGGUCGUCAGAGGAAGAGGCUGUCAGGUUUCUGCAAGAGGCAGCCAUCAUGGGCCAGUUCAGACACCCC
Molecule: messenger RNA, 1218 nt
Organism: Geodia barretti
Lineage: Eukaryota; Metazoa; Porifera; Demospongiae; Tetractinellida; Geodiidae
Source: the annotation of a GenBank genome assembly